ACCCAGGAGCCUGCAUUGCCCGGCUCAGGGGCCAUGCUGACAUCGCCCCCUGAGGACUUGGCUGCAACCCCAGAGCCCCCAGGGUAUCCUGGAGCCCCGGCCCAAGCCGGCAGCUGGCUCGAGCUCCGGGGCUGAGGUAGGGCCCUAGCCGGGCGCCUCAGCCCCAUCCUCCUCCUACCAGCCGUCCCCCAGGACCAGAUAGGUGGCAGAGCAAAAGAGGAAUGGACUGUGGGCCACCUGCUACCCUUCAGCCCCACCUGGCUGGGCCACCUGGCACUGCCCGUCGUCCAGUAGCCGUGUGCCAGCAAGAGAGUCUGUCCUUUGUGGAGCUGCCCGCCCUGCAGCCCCCAAGUCCUGUGUGUUUGGACCUUUUCUCAGUCACCCCGGAGGAGCUGCGGGCUCCCGGCAGCCGUUGGUCCCUGGGGACCCCUACCCCUUUCCAAGGGCUGCUAUGGCCACCAUCCCCAGGAGGCCCAGAUACAGAGAGCUCCACUGGCAGCGGGAUGCGGCCCAGCAGGGCUGGCAGCUGGCCACACUGUCCUGGUGCUCAGCCUCCAGCUCUGGAGGGACCCUGGAGUUCCCAGCACCCACAGCCACAGCGCCGGGCCAGCCAUGGCUCAGAGAAGAAAUCAGCCUGGCGCAAGAUGCGAGUAUACCAACGCGAAGAGGCUGCAGGUAGCCCCGAGGCCCACGCUGUCUUCCUGGAGCCCGGCCAGACAGUGCAGGAGCCAGCCCUGAGUGCAGAGGAGCCUAGGCCGCUGGAGCUGGCUGAGUCCCCCCGAGUGGGCCUCGAGGGGCCUGAGCGGAGGCGCUUCUCCGCCUCGGAGCUGAUGACCCGGCUACACUCUUCACUGCGCCUGGGGCGGAAUUCUGCAGCCAGGGCCCUCCCCCCAGGACCUGGCACUGGAGUAGCUAGGGAAGGAAAAGCAUCUGGAAGGGAGUUACGGAGCAUAGAGAUGAGGGUGGACGGUGUGUCACUGCCAGGCCCUGUUGACCGAAGUGAGGACCAUGGAGGCUGGCCUGAGCCCAGGCUGGACACGCAGGAAGAGCCAUCUCUGGCUUCCUGGAGCACCAACGCCAACGCCAAUGAGCGACGCCAAUCACGAUUCCUCCUUAACUCUGUCCUCUACCAGGAAUACAGCGACGUGGCCAGUGCCCGUGAACUGCGGCGGCAGCAGCGCGAGGAGGAGGGCCCAGGGGACGAGGCAGAGAGCGCGGAGGAGGGGCCCGGCCCGCCCCGGGCCAACCUUUCCCCAAGUAGCUCCUUCCGGGCGCAACGCUCUGCGCGAGGCUCCACCUUCUCACUGUGGCAGGACAUCCCGGACGUGCGCGGCAGCGGCGUCCUGGCCACCCUGAGCCUGCGGGUCUGCAAACUGCAGGAGGCCAAAUUUGAGCUGAUCACGUCUGAGGCCUCGUACAUCCACAGCCUGUCGGUGGCCGUGAGUCACUUCCUAGGCUCUGCCGAGCUGAGCGAGUGUCUGGGGGCGCAAGACAAACAAUGGCUGUUUUCCAAAUUGCCCGAGGUCAAGAGCACCAGUGAGAGGUUCCUGCAGGACCUUGAGCAGCGACUGGAGGCAGAUGUGCUGCGCUUCAGCGUGUGCGACGUGGUGUUGCACCACUGCCCGGCCUUCCGCCGUGUCUACCUGCCCUACGUCACCAACCAGGCCUACCAGGAGCGCACCUACCAGCGCCUGCUUCUGGAGAACUCUAAGUUCCCCGGCAUCCUGGCUCGCCUAGAAGAGUCUCCCGUGUGCCAGCGCCUGCCCCUCACCUCUUUCCUCAUCCUGCCCUUUCAGAGGAUCACACGCCUUAAGAUGCUGGUGGAGAACAUCCUGAAGCGGACAGCACAGGGCUCUGAAGAUGAGGACAUGGCCACCAAGGCCUUCAAUGCACUCAAGGAGCUGGUGCAAGAAUGUAAUGCCAGUGUGCAGUCCAUGAAGAGGACAGAGGAGCUCAUCCAUCUGAGCAAGAAGAUCCACUUUGAGGGCAAGAUCUUCCCGCUGAUUUCUCAGGCCCGCUGGCUGGUUCGGCAUGGGGAGCUGGCUGAGCUGGCACCGCUGCCCGCUGCGCCCCCUGCCAAGCUGAAGCUGUCCAGCAAAGCAGUCUACCUGCACCUCUUCAACGACUGCUUGCUGCUCUCCCGGCGCAAGGAGCUGGGGAAGUUUGCUGUGUUCGUCCAUGCCAAGAUGGCCGAGCUGCAGGUGAGGGACUUGAGCCUGAAGCUGCAGGGCAUCCCCGGCCACGUGUUCCUGCUGCAGCUUCUCCACGGGCAGCACACCAAGCACCAGCUCCUGCUGAGAGCCCGGACGGAAAGCGAGAAGCAGCGAUGGAUCUCGGCUCUGUGCCCCUCCAGCUCCCAGGAGGACCAGGAGGUCAUCAGCGAGGGGGAAGACCGCCCUCAGGUGCAGUGCGUCAGGACAUACAAGGCGCUGCAGCCAGACGAGCUGACCUUGGAGAAGACCGACAUCCUGGCUGUGAGGACCCGGACUAGCGAUGGCUGGCUGGAGGGGGUCCGCCUGGCAGACGGUGAGAAGGGGUGGGUGCCCCAGGCCUACGUGGAAGAGAUCAGCAGCCUCAGCGCCCGCCUCCGAAACCUCCGGGAGAAUAAGCGGAUCACCAGUGCCACCAGCAAACUGGGGGAGUCCCCCGCAUGAUGGGUGACUGUGCCUAGGAUGCCGACUCCAGGCCCAGCUCCCGGCAGUGUCUCCAUGUCCCAAGUCACCUGCACAGGCCGGACACAGGAGCAGGGAGCCUCCAGAUGGUCUCCCCCCAUACCCACACUCAUAGGGGUCAUGACAGGUGGCCACCGGCAAAGACUGGGGCCUUGUGUCCUCCGUGCCCUUGACCUGCCUGACUCUGGGCCCUGCAGCAGGGGCCUGACUGGGGAACACUCUGGUGCUAAUCGGUGCAGGGAGCUACGUAUCCCUGGGGUCUUCCCUGCCAUCUACCCUGGCCAGAGCGAGUGGGUGCUAGUUGCUGCGACUUGUUUGUAAAUAAACUCCCAUCAUGCCUUUGCUUGGAGACUGUGGGCCAUCUGAUGCUGCCCCCAGCCCCAGCCCUGUGUCCCCAGCUACACACGGUGGCAGGGCAGGGAGGGUAGGGUAGUGGGAGUCUAGAGUUUAACUGUCAACCCUAGGAGGGUGCCCAGAGGGCAGAGGGGCUCUAUAGCAGUUAGGCUGCUUUUAGCUGCAAGUAACAAAAUGUCUGAUUCACAUGAGCUCAAGUAUUAAAGAGAUUUGUAUGAGU
Messenger RNA from Tupaia belangeri chinensis (Chinese tree shrew), 3246 nucleotides. It is a transcript of the gene ARHGEF19, whose product is annotated as Rho guanine nucleotide exchange factor 19. The transcript has 16 exons. Gene Ontology annotation, biological process: activation of GTPase activity; regulation of actin cytoskeleton organization. The coding region runs from base 222 to 2654 and encodes 810 amino acids. Gene Ontology annotation, molecular function: guanyl-nucleotide exchange factor activity; protein binding. Lineage: Eukaryota; Metazoa; Chordata; Mammalia; Scandentia; Tupaiidae. The record is from RefSeq and is a predicted model, not a curated record.